GCAGUUUGUCACCCAAUAUCAUGUCGGUCCACGGCCUCAUCGCUCUCCUGCUAGCUAGGCUAGUGUGCGGCAUCCCGGCUCCUUUGUUCGAAAGUCUUGAUCCCGUUAAAAGUCACUACCUGGUUAGAAUCGAGGGCAACAGCAAAGAUGCCAUGAACAACUUCAGGCUGGAGAUGGCGGCUGAAAACGAUCGCAAUGAACAGGAGGGAACCGGCUUCGGUCACAUUAAGGUUUUAGACGAGAUUGAUGGUACAGACUUGAAGCUAUUCCUGUUGGAAUUAGACUACAAAUCUCUAGACACGGUACGCUACCAUCCAUCGGUGCAGUUCGUGGAAGAAGAGACGCGGAUGAGAGGGGACGCGGCGCACACAAGCAAACCGAUUCCGGAGAAUGCCGAGCGUCAAGAUAGGGUUGACGACGACGGUUACUAUGGCCUAGAUCGCAUCAACCAGAUAGGACCGGAUCGAGACUACAAUAUGACUUUUGCCGGCGAUGGGUUCGCAGUGAAUGUUUACGUGGUGGAUGCUAGCAUUGCUCUGCUUCAUGACGAACUAGAAUGCCGAGCGAGGAUGGUUCAUGACGUCCUUGGGCAGCCGGGCAACGAUUGCCCUCAGAAGGACGGUACGACCGUCGCAAGUGUAGUGGCCGGUAAGCGCGUCGGGGUGGCCAAGGCUGCGCACGUCUUUGGUGUGAGGGUGACCGACUGCGACACGGACCUGAACCAGAUGAACUUUAUUGCCGGCAUGCAGUGGGUGAAGGAUCACGGUCGGACGCCUUGUGUCGUCUUGCUUGGCCACACCCUCCCCAAGUCGGUCAGCGUGGACCUGAAGGCAGAGGCCCUGACCCAAUCUCUCUUCUCUAACCCCAACGAGGGCUGCGUGGUCGUGACUGCCGCCGGCACCGUGUCGGAGACCGGGUCUGAUGCUUGCGCCUUGUCGCCGGGCCGAACUCACAGCGUAAUCAACGUCGCUGAUACGAACGCGCUGGACCACAAGGCACCGUCGUCCUACUAUGGCACGUGUGUCGACAUUCUCGCUCCGGGGACAAGGAUCAAGACGGCCAUCCGACAACAGACGGAUGACGGAGACGACGAUUACACGCUUUCGUACGGAACAGCCGUAUCGGCGGCUUUCGUUGCAGGAGUGGCGGCAAUUCACCUGGGUAACGACGUCCCCGCGUCCAAAGUCAAAGAGCGAAUUUUGACCGAUGCAACACCGUGCGUGAUAAUAAACGAAGGUCCAGGGACCCCCAACCGCAUGCUGUACGUUGACGCCGGGAUGUAGUCUGGGCACCAGAGUAGAUGGUCACAGCGCUUGCGUACUCGCCAACAUUCCCGGCGCACCUCUUAUAAAAUCUAAAAGAUGAAUGUAUUAAGAUAAUUUCGUUCCCUUUUGAUUGAUUAGAAUAAGUGUCUUUACUGCUGUGCAUUUAUUGGCAAGAACUAACACCCUAGCAACCGAUGUUUUCCAAUGUACCAAUCGUAAUAGUCUUUUAACAGUUGUUUACUUAUAGAAAGUAUUUAGAAAAAUGCCAAAUAAAAUUUUACGUCUUGUUCAAACGUUGCACAACAUCCCAAAUAUAUAUCUGUUGAUUCCUCAGAUACUUCUAACAAGACACUAGCUCCAUGUUUGAUUGAUUGUCUAUUUUAAUAUACAUUUUGUCGUGGCAGAAAUUUCAUCAAACUCGAUAAAAAUCACUUUUCCAGUG
This is a messenger RNA of Acanthaster planci (crown-of-thorns starfish), 1707 nucleotides long. RefSeq lists its product as uncharacterized. Gene Ontology annotation, biological process: proteolysis. NCBI's taxonomy places the organism in Eukaryota, Metazoa, Echinodermata, Asteroidea, Valvatida, Acanthasteridae. Gene Ontology annotation, molecular function: serine-type endopeptidase activity. The record is from RefSeq and is a predicted model, not a curated record.